AUGUUAUUGCUAAUUCUCGAACUUUAUCAUGUACCAGUAGUGCCCUCGUUUGCGAUCUCCCUCAUGCCGCCGAAAUCCACCCAAGGCAAGAAACCACGACAAAAAAGCCUCAAAACUCCAGGUCAAGUGGGACGCGCAGUAGAGCAAACAGAGCUCCCAGAGUCAGGGUGUAGCAGAACGUUAUCGGUCAUGCACGAAGAAGAAAUAGUGGAUUAUGGGUCGGAUGACUUCGACGAUACAGGAUCGCAAUACGAGCAGCCCAAUCUGAACCACCAUCAGCCCCCACACGAUGAUCGUCUCGAGGACGGGCCCCCCCCCCCUCCAUUCCUGCAGCGCGAGCCUCAGAUGAACCAUGCCCCGCCCUUCCAACAUCAGAUGAACUAUACCCGCCCUUCCAGCCUCACAUGCAUCACCCAAAUGAACACAGGCCUGGGUUCUUUCCGACCUCCAUUCGCGCCUCAAUCACCGCUUCCCUCAAUGAACCAGCCUCAUAUGCUGCCUCCACAUGCACAUCAAAUGGACCACAAUCCGUUUCAGCAGCACGGGCCUCAGUUGAACUGGACGCCAUCCCAACAGCACACCAUGACCGCGGAGGAACUCUUUCUGAGUUGCUCCGUCAAUCAACCGCUUCCUCCCCCUGUGCGUGGUGCAGACCGCCUUAGCAGACACCUUCGGGACCCGGAAGCACGGCCUGCGCGUUCAUCGCCGUAUGCCCUCCCAGGGCUACGCAAGGUGAUGGUAUUUGGCCCUCGUCGUCAGGACGAGCGACUGGUAACAGCAAAGAAGUUGCGCAGAAACGCCCCACCGCGAAAGAUUUGCCGCCGCCCCCUACCUCCCCUUAAUGUGUCUGUUGCCAGUGCGCAACAAGGCACUCCACCACAACCCCUCCAUUCUCAUGACAACGGCAGUGCGGGAUCUCGUCUCGAGCUCCCUCAGCAGGAGGUGCAACUCCCUCCUCAGCCUGUGCCUGCCGAGCGGGUGGAGGAGGUCCUUUCAGUGAACGGGAUGCCGUCGAAUGACGAGAACAUUGCCAUGGCACGUACUGCGUUAGCAGACGCAAUCGGCACACUCCCAACAUGCCUGCAGGCCAGCACUAUCUCCCAGACGCGAUACAUUUGUCAUGUCACUCACAAAAAUCACUGGGACUGUCCGAACCGUGGUGAAGUCGCUGCGCGCCAUCAUCCAACACAAGUACAAUCUCGAACGGCAUAUGGGACGCGUCGUCAGAGGUUGCGCACAAACUGCGGGUCGUGCCUGCCCUCACGACACACCUGCAGUUCUGUUCACAACUGUGAAGAUGCCUCGUUAUCGAGAUCUUGUGGACACGGGUUCUACAAAGAUCUUGAUUUCAAUGAUCCAACUGCGCUAGAUGGUGUCAUUGCUCUGGCUGGCGCCGCACUGUGCUCAGCGCUUAUGGAGUACAAGACAGGAGUAUACAAGCGCGUUGAAUUUUCAACAGCGAAAUCAAAGGAUACUUACCAGAAUGUUACUGCCUAUAUUUCAGAUAAGAUUUAUCCCCGUGUUGAACUCACAGCACGUUUCAAGGCAUUGAAAGACAAAAUGAAGGAACGAGGAGAGGUCAGAUUGGGUUUGUAG
Molecule: messenger RNA, 1596 nt
Organism: Suillus subalutaceus
Lineage: Eukaryota; Fungi; Basidiomycota; Agaricomycetes; Boletales; Suillaceae
Exons: 6
Coding region: 1-1596 (531 amino acids)
Source: RefSeq, a predicted model, not a curated record